AUGAUAGUGUUGGCCCUGUGGACAUUUGGAGAGGGAAUGAUAGAAGUUUUAGAGGUGAAGAUGUGGCAGGAAAGGUGUAGGAGCUGGGAUACAGCCACGCAUCUUGACAAUGUGGGGCUCUUUCAGAAUGGUGAUGUUGUUAUUGGGGGCCUCAUCAACUUCCACAACCUGCCCACUGCACAGGACCUGACCUUUACCAGCCUGCCUGACCUGAAGCCUUGUGUUAAUUUUCAGGGCGGCCCACUGCGUUGGGCACAGGCAAUCGUAUUUGCGGUGGAAGAGAUUAACCAAGACCCCUUCCUCCUACCGGGUCUUCGUCUAGGGUACCAGAUCAUGGACAGUUGUAGCCGACAUCCUUUCUCCCUGAGGGGAGCACUGGCCAUGAUUAGUGGGGGAAACCGCUCCUGUGACAAAACUGGCCCGGUGCGAAUCAUCAUAGGGGAAGGCUCAUCCACUCAAAGCAUAAUCCUGUCUAGAACCCUCAGUCCGCUUCAUGUUCCUGUGAUUAGCUAUCAGGCCACCUGUUCCUGUCUGAGUAACCGACGUGAGUACCCCAACUUUUUCCGGACCAUUCCUAGUGAUGUGUACCAGGCCCGCGCCAUGGCUCAUCUGGCCAAGCUUUUUGGCUGGACCUGGGUGGGUGCUGUGGGGGCUGAUAAUGACUAUGGACGUUUGGCAGUGCAGGUCUUCCUGGAGGAGACCCAAGGCUCAAACAUCUGCUUAGCUUUCUUUGAGACACUCCUCCGGGAGCGGUUAGCUCAAGAUGUGGCCCGUGCCGCCUCGACAAUCGAGGGGUCGCUGGCCCGUGUGAUCCUAGUAUUUGCCUGGCAUGGUGAUGUAGAGCAGCUGCUAUUGGAGUUGUUGCGACGGAACAUCACUGACCGACAGUUCCUUGCCAGCGAAGCCUGGAGCACAAGUACCAGUCUGCUCAGCAAGCCCCAUCUCUACACUCUCACCAGGGGUAUCUUGGGUGUAGCCAUCCGAAGUGCUCCCAUCCCCAGGUUCAAGGAGCACCUCACACAGGUGCACCCCUCCCGUUACCCAGGCAAUGUUCUUCUGAAGGAGCUUUGGGAGGAGACAUUUGGCUGCAGCCUGGCGCUGAACACCUCUGGACCCCCCACUAAUAAUUUGCCUCUCUGCAAUGGGUCAGAGAGUUUGGAGGGGAUCCAGAACACCUUCACAGACACAUCUAACCUUAGGGUGACCUAUAAUGUAUAUCUAGCUGUGUACUCUGCUGCUCAUGCAUUCCACUCUCUGCUUAACUGCACUGCGCAGACCAGCUCCAGCUCAAACAAAACUUCACACUGUUCCACAACACAAGAGAUUAACCUUGCACAGCUCUUGGAGCAUCUUAAUAAAGUGCAAUUCACCACCAAACUUGGGGAGAGCUUUUACUUCCAGGAGGGGGGGAUCCCAGCAGUCUAUGACCUGGUAAACUGGCAGGAUGCACUAGAUGGCACACUGCGCUGCGUCACUGUCGGUCGGAUGGAGGGCUCCACACUCACUAUCAGUGAAUCAGCCGUUGUGUGGACUGCCAGUGCAAACAGGGUUCCUGUCUCUGUUUGCUCUGAGGAGUGUCCUCCAGGGACACGUAAAGCCACUAAAAAGGGACAGGCUGUUUGCUGUUUUGACUGUUUGCCCUGUGCAGAAGGUGAAAUCAGCAACUCCACAGGCUCUACAAAAUGUGACACAUGUCCACCAGAAUUCUGGUCCAACAGUUUCAGGACAGCAUGUGUUCCAAGGGAUAUUGAAUUCCUCUCUUUCACUGAUACCAUGGGCAUUACCCUGACAACUGUUGCCGUGUCCGGCGUUGUGACGACUGUAGCUGUGGCUGUGGUUUUCCUGUACAACAGACAGACACCCAUUGUCAAGGCCAACAACUCUGAGCUGAGUUUCAUGCUGCUGUUGUCAAUUAAGUUCUGUUUCCUCUGCUCUCUGGUGUUUGUAGGACGUCCUUCACUGUGGUCCUGCAGGGUGCAGCAGGCUGCAUUUGGAAUCACAUUUGUUCUAUGUCUAUCCUGCAUCCUGGUGAAGACUAUUGUGGUGCUUGCUGUAUUCUGUUCAGCUAAGCCAGGUUCUACAGCACUGAUGAAGUGGUUUGGACCUCGUCAGCAGCGAGGGAGUGUCUUUCUCUUCACCUGCAUCCAGGUGAUAAUCUGUGCCAUUUGGCUGUCCCUGAGCCCACCCUCUCCUCACCAUAACUCAGGCCUACAGGGGUCAAAGGUCAUCCUUGAGUGUGAAGUGGGCUCAGUGGUGGGCUUCGCACUUGUGCUGGGCUACAUCGGGCUGCUGGCUGCCAUCUGCCUUCUCCUGGCCUUUUUUGCUCGGAAGCUUCCAGACAAUUUCAAUGAGGCUAAAUUCAUCACCUUCAGCAUGCUCAUCUUCUGUGCUGUGUGGAUAGCUUUUGUGCCUGCCUAUGUCAGCUCACCAGGGAAAUACAGUGUUGCUGUAGAGAUCUUCGCUAUCCUGGCAUCUAGCUAUGGCCUCCUUGUGUGCAUUUUUGCUCCAAAAUGCUAUAUAAUUUUAGUCAGGCCAGAAAACAAUACAAAGAAGUUUAUAAUGGGGGAAAGGCUCAGAGGUCAAUAA
This is a messenger RNA of Chanos chanos (milkfish), 2586 nucleotides long. RefSeq names its product olfactory receptor C family, r1 (gene olfcr1). Gene Ontology annotation, biological process: G protein-coupled receptor signaling pathway. Gene Ontology annotation, molecular function: G protein-coupled receptor activity. Gene Ontology annotation, cellular component: plasma membrane. The record is from RefSeq and is a predicted model, not a curated record. The transcript has 6 exons. NCBI's taxonomy places the organism in Eukaryota, Metazoa, Chordata, Actinopteri, Gonorynchiformes, Chanidae. Bases 1 to 2586 code for a protein of 861 amino acids.